Molecule: messenger RNA, 4852 nt
Organism: Carassius gibelio (silver crucian carp)
Lineage: Eukaryota; Metazoa; Chordata; Actinopteri; Cypriniformes; Cyprinidae
Gene: fbxw7
Product: F-box and WD repeat domain containing 7
Exons: 13
Coding region: 559-2838 (759 amino acids)
Biological process (GO): proteasome-mediated ubiquitin-dependent protein catabolic process; ubiquitin recycling
Cellular component (GO): nucleus; cytoplasm
Molecular function (GO): ubiquitin binding
Source: RefSeq, a predicted model, not a curated record
ACAGUGACGCCAUCAUCCGUGGACAGGGAGUCGUAGAGGAAUCGGUGGGAUAAAGGCGAUCGCGCUUUAACGGAGAAGCAUCGGAGUCUUGCGCAGUAUCCCUGGCGUUCUUUAAAUCAGUCACAUAUUAUUCCAGGGAGAUUUGAGUUUUGGCAGAAGAUAAAUAAACAAUAAAGCUCUCCCUGGUGCGUGGGUUGGAAGGGUUGGCGUAACGUUCCUACUUUAUUCCAUCGGAUGAAAAUGUUUGGCUUGUGCUUGUGAAAACUUCAACUCGUUUUCAAAGGAUCGUUUCAUCUUUCUUUCGGGCAAACCGGAGAGGAGAAGAGGAGAGACCGGUGACCGUAAUUGGACUCUGGAUAGGAUACCUGGGGGAGCUAACUGUCCCUGUGCACACAGAAGCCUAAUUUCCUUCGACUUUCCACCAGUUUCCAGGAAGUCAGAGGUGGAGAACCACAUCUGAAGGACUCUGAGCUGCCAGACGUGUGAAUCAAUGCCAAGUCUUUGUCCUCCUCAGACAGCCUAGCGAAGGUGCAGGAGGUAGCAAGCUGGCUUUUGGAAAUGAACCAGGAUCUGCUGUCGGGGGGCAGCGGCAGCAGGGCGGCCCAGGAGCAGAGGCAGAGGCCUGGGGCAGCGGGGGCAGGUAACAGCACCUCCGGCCGCACACCUCAGCCCCAGGCGGAGCACAUGAAUCGGGUGCUGGAGGAGCAGGAGCAGGUGGCACAGCAACAGAGAAGAGAACCUGUUGAGGAGGAAGAGGCUGGAAGAGAGCAGCCAAGGGAGGCAGAGGAGGAGCCAUGGCCUUCCGGAGGUGAGCCGGUGGAUGAAGGACGGAGGAGCGAGGUGAACGGGGCUGAGAAGGGUGCCCAGUGGAUGUGGGAGCAGGAGCAGCAUCGGCGGCAUAGACGGCAUCGUGAGGAAGAGGAGGAGGAGGAGGACAAUAAUAAUGCCGGAAGGGAAGGACAGGUGGGACUUCGUUCAGAAGAAGACAAUGACCGGCCGGAGGAUGAGGAGGAUGGUGAGGAGGAAAUGGACCAGGAUAGCGAUGAGUUUGAGCAUUCAGGAGAGAGUGGGAGGGAAGAGGAGGAGGAAGAGGAGGAGGAGGCUGAAGAUGAGGAGGAAGGAGAAGAAGGCCCCCACUCUCCCUCCAUCAGGAUCAGUGUGUCGGACCUUAAUGAUAACACGGACCAGUCCUCUGGACAACACCAAAGCUCACCCUCUGUCUGCAAGAAUAAGAUGAAGAGGAAGUUGGACCAUGGCCCCGAGGUUCGACCUUUCCCUUCAGGAAAAAAGCCCUGUCCAAGUCCCACUGGACUGCCGUACCCAGCCACCCCCACCACGUUUAGGGACAUUCGAGCAGUCACUGGGCAGGGUCAGCAGAGACGCCGUAUCCCAUCCAUCCAGCCCCCUACAGGCCUGCAGGAGUGGCUCCGCACCUUUCAGAGCUGGAGCGGCCCAGAGAAGCUGCUGGCGCUGGAUGAGUUGAUUGACAGCUGUGAGCCCACGCAGGUGAAACACAUGAUGCAGGUGAUCGAACCCCAGUUUCAGAGAGACUUCAUCUCACUCCUGCCCAGAGAGUUGGCCUUACACGUGUUGUCAUUUCUGGAGCCAAAGGAUCUGCUUCAGGCAGCUCAGACGUGUCGUUACUGGCGCAUUCUAGCAGAGGACAACCUGCUCUGGAGGGAAAAAUGCAAAGAAGAUGGUAUUGACGAACCCUUGCACAUAAAGAGAAGGAAGGUUAUCAAGCCAGGGUUCACACACAGUCCCUGGAAGAGUGCCUACAUUAGACAACACAGAAUAGACACCAACUGGAGGAGAGGAGACCUCAAAUCACCUAAGGUGUUGAAAGGCCAUGACGACCAUGUCAUCACCUGUCUCCAGUUCUGUGGAAACCGCAUAGUGAGCGGCUCGGAUGACAACACACUCAAAGUAUGGUCUGCUGUUACUGGGAAGUGUUUGAGGACGUUAGUCGGCCACACUGGUGGCGUCUGGUCCUCUCAGAUGCGAGACAACAUCAUUAUCAGUGGCUCCACAGACCGAACGCUGAAGGUCUGGAAUGCAGAGACGGGAGAAUGUAUCCACACUCUGUACGGUCAUACCUCAACAGUGCGCUGUAUGCACUUGCAUGAGAAAAGGGUUGUGAGCGGUUCCCGGGACGCUACGCUGCGGGUUUGGGACAUAGAGACGGGUCAGUGUUUGCACGUGCUCAUGGGUCAUGUGGCGGCCGUUCGCUGUGUACAGUAUGACGGCCGUAGGGUGGUCAGCGGGGCCUAUGACUUUAUGGUGAAAGUGUGGGAUCCUGAAACCGAGACCUGCCUACACACACUCCAGGGUCACACCAACAGAGUCUACUCUCUACAGUUUGACGGCAUCCACGUGGUGAGCGGUUCAUUGGACACGUCAAUUCGGGUGUGGGAUGUAGAGACUGGAAACUGUAUUCACACCCUCACAGGUCAUCAGUCUCUCACCAGCGGCAUGGAGCUCAAAGAUAAUAUCCUAGUCUCUGGAAAUGCAGACUCCACUGUCAAGAUCUGGGACAUCAAGACCGGCCAGUGCCUACAGACACUGCAAGGUCCCCACAAGCACCAGAGUGCAGUAACAUGCCUGCAGUUCAACAAGAAUUUUGUCAUCACCAGCUCCGAUGACGGUACGGUGAAGCUGUGGGACCUUCGGACGGGCGAGUUUAUCCGUAACCUGGUCACACUGGAGAGCGGAGGCAGCGGUGGCGUGGUCUGGCGCAUCCGCGCCUCCAAUACCAAACUCGUUUGUGCGGUGGGCAGCCGUAACGGCACGGAGGAAACCAAGCUCCUGGUGCUGGACUUUGACGUGGACAUGAAGUGAAGGGGGUGAACUUAAAGGGGACUUGUUUGAAAAAAUGGGGAGGGUGGGGGAGAGCAACCUGCCCAGGGUCUCUCCGCGUCAGGAGCGAUUGCUCAAUUCCCCAAUAUGUUGCCGCCAACAUUUCUCCCCAUCUUGCCAUGGUCCACGACUGCCGUCACAGUUCCGUUCACCUUCCGGGGGAGGGAGGGGGGUGGGCAGACACUCAUGCACCACAGCAUUCUGGGAAGAAAACUGACAAGAAGGACUUGGGAAAACAGGAUAGUCCAUUUUCCUACCACUCAAGGCAACCUUGCACAGAGACUUGUUCACUCAAGCCUGACUGAAAUUCACACCCAUAUGUACAAACUUUUUUUUUUUAUCAAAACAGUCAACACUGUAUACAUUAGACCCUUACGCAUCAACACGGACACAGAGUGAUAAAUAGUGUACACAAAUUAAAAUUUUAAAGGAGAAAGAUGAGAAUUUUUGAAGAGCCUUGUAUUGCAGGAGUGAUUCGAGCGUGAGAGAUAAAGGAAGCCGAUUUUGUCAGUCCUCAUCAACCUCAGCACACGCCAAAUAUCCCUUUCUUCCUCACGUGUUGAAUUUCUUUUGUAUCCGUUUUCUCAGUUCUUUUUUUUUUCUCUCCUUUUUACCCCACGACUUGUCUUUUGGUUUUCGCGUCAACAGCUGUGAAUUAAAGUUUUGUGCUUUCUUUUCAAGUGCAGCAUUUUUUUUGUUUUACUUCCCACCUACUGUUGCAAACAACAGGUUUCAGUAUUAAGCUAAACCCACUCUGCUGUUUCACAUGUUUUUGGGGUUUUACGUUUUGUUUUGUUUUCGUUUUUUCUUUUAAUUUAGCUCUCCAUAAGCAGUGCCUCUCUAGAUCGGAGAUGACCUGCGUUUGUUAUGUUUUUCAGCCAGUCUGGUUUCAUUAGUUCAUCAGUGCUGGUGCUCUGUGGGAAAUGGGAAUGUUUUCCCAUAAGAUCCUGGCAAUAUGACUCUCCCACCCCUCCCCCCGCACCCCCCUCCCAGUACUGUCCAUCCCAGUGGCCAAACUGGAUUUUAUGCUGCUAGACUCACAGAAAAAUAAGUUGGAACUUUAACUGGCUGUGACGUUUUAGUCCCAGACGAAAUUCUAAACAAAAGUAACUUGUAGAGUUUGAACUUAUAAAAAACGACACAAACAAACAUACCAACAAAAGCAAGAUAUUGACAUAACAGCUUCUCUUUUUUGCCACUGAAACUUGAGCCAAAUGUGCCUCUACGAGGCGUAGAGGAGGGAGAAUGUCUGACAAAGAGACGGGUUUGUCUGCUGAGAUGAAACGACGGACGUGUAGAAACUAUUUUGCGCGUGUUUGUGACUGGGUGUGCGUGCGGGUGUGUGUUUGAGCAAAUUGUUCACACAUUCCUUGGGACAAAAGCUCUGUCAGUCUGUUCUGUGUGGAAAUGUAUGCUUCAACGAAAAAGAAUACCGUUCUUGUUUUUAAUUAGUUGAAAAAAAUGAGAUUGUUGGAACAGACGUUAUGUUACCGAAGAAACAAGGUGGUCUUAGUGUACAGAAAUGGACAUCUGAUUACAUUUUAAGUGCUAGAGCUUACCUGAUUCCGUUGGUGACGCUCUCAUGGGUUUUUUUUUCUGUUUGUUUGUUUUGUUUUUGUUUUUUGAAUGGUAAAGCAGCUUCAUAGAUAAACAGGACGUAACCGCAUUCGUAGCCAAACGAUUCGUCUCAUCCUCCAAGUCACACAACUCAAGCUGAACUGUGAAAGUGGUUUAACACUGUAUAUUAAAAGAAAAAACAAUCUUGUUCUUUCUCCUGCUUUUUUUUUUUCUUCCUUCCCGUUUAAUUUAUAAUCUGGUUUGAGAAAUCAGAUGUUGGAGCUGUUUUAUUUUUUCAGUUUAUGUAAACUGCCUGGCAUAACAGACAGAUAAAAAAAGAAACCUUAAAGGGAUUGUGUAUUUGUUUGAUUCAUUUAGAAUUUUUAUUUUCUUAUAACUUAAGUGCAAUAAAAUGUGGGUUUUUCUUUGUUCAUUUCAA